AUGUUCGUGGUGGUGGUGGUUCUAAUUUUUUCUUCUUCCAGCAUCUCCUUGCUCUCAGAAGCUGCUGCUCAUUUACUAGACGAGAAAAAAGAAAUUUCACUUCCAUUCGUCAUUGACUCGACAACCAUUGACACGUUCAUGAAACUCGUCAUCUUUUCACAACAACAACAACGAACGACAACCAUGGCCACUGCUGCCAUUCUAAGUUCUAACUCUUCCAUUGUAAUGCUUUCAUUGAGACGUCGACAGGAACAAUCAUUGAGUUCCUUGAAAGGUGGAACGACGACUCUUCAACAACUUGUCAAUAACCAAACAACAAUACACAUGUUCUCCUUUGAUUUGGAAUCUGAUGAUACAACACGUCAGCAUGCAUUCAAAUCGAGUGUUGCUUUGGCUCUUUCUAUGCAUCAAAUCAAACCCCUGAAAUUGGUUGAAGUGAAUAACAUGUUGUGUGAUUGUAUUUUGGGAAAUCCUUUCGUUGACUCGAAACAAAUUGAAUUUUUAACCACAACGGAUCGAGAUAUUCCAAAAUUAAUACGGCAAAUCCGAGAACAAAAGAAACAACCUUUUCAAUAUUUGCAAUGGAGUGACUUUGAUAUGUCCAUACUUUCUCCAUAUGAAAUUCAAUAUAUUGUGUCGACGUCUUCAUUCUCGAAUAUCACGAGGCUCGAUGACUCUCAUGGAGUGGUUCAAAGUUUGAAAGAAGACAUGAUUUCGUGUUUGACAACGAUGAAAUAUUGCACAACAAACAAUUCAUCACCUUUAUGUUAUGAAAAACAUGAUUUUUGUUGGUUGAGGAGACUCCAAAACUUUUUCGAACUUUCACAAUCUGAAUGGUUUGUGAAUGUGACCAAUCGAAUUCUCUCCACUGUGAGAAAAUCCAUGCCAACAGAUGAUAGCAUGCUAUGGUGGAAUAUCAGCCAUUCGUUGUGGAGAAUGUUUUGA
Messenger RNA from Naegleria fowleri, 945 nucleotides. RefSeq lists its product as uncharacterized. Bases 1 to 945 code for a protein of 314 amino acids. The record is from RefSeq and is a predicted model, not a curated record. NCBI's taxonomy places the organism in Eukaryota, Heterolobosea, Eutetramitea, Acrasida, Naegleriidae. The transcript has a single exon.